CAGAAGAAACUGCACACUGUACCCUCUCUUCCCUUUGCUUACAUUAUAUCCAAUUUUCGCCCAUUCCAAAGCCAAUUUUCACACAAACCCCAUCAAUUCUGACUCCCCCAUAACUCCAACAAAAUCCUCAAUUUCAGGUUAUUAAGAGAAGAAAUUGAAGAGCCAAGGGUGUGAGGGGUGUUGAGUAGUGAUUUUCUUUUUCCUUGUUUGAUAUGGCUCUUCACUGUGGUACUUUCUGCUUCUGGACUGUGGCUUCUCACCCUCCAAGUUCUGUCAAGUUGAGUCAACCCACUAUAAAAGCUUCCUCCUUUUCUUCCCCUCUUGCCCCUCCACUUGUCAAAUUGAAUGUCAGAGGAAAGGCUUUUCCUGGUGAUGGGACACCUGAAACAAAAGAAUCACCUCUUGUGGUUUGUUUUGGUGAAAUGCUCAUUGAUUUUGUCCCAACUGUUAAUGGCCUUUCUUUGGCUGAAGCACCUGCUUUUAAAAAGGCUGCAGGAGGUGCCCCUGCUAAUGUUGCAGUAGGCAUAUCCAGAUUAGGAGGUUCAUCAGCUUUUAUUGGAAAGGUUGGUGAGGAUGAAUUUGGAUAUAUGCUUGCCAAUAUACUCAAGGAAAAUAAUGUAAACAAUGAAGGGAUGCGUUUUGACCCUGGUGCACGAACUGCUUUAGCAUUUGUUACAUUGAGGAGUGAUGGAGAGCGAGAGUUCAUGUUUUAUCGUAAUCCCAGUGCUGAUAUGCUGCUCCAAGAAGAUGAACUUGAUUUGGACCUAAUCAGAAAGGCCAAGAUCUUCCAUUAUGGUUCUAUAAGUCUUAUAACAGAACCAUGCAAAUCAGCACACAUAGCUGCAGCAAAAGCUGCAAAAGAAGCUGGUGUAGUUCUGUCUUAUGACCCUAACCUGAGGCUUCCUUUAUGGCCUUCUGCGGAUAGUGCAAGAGAAGGAAUUCUGAGUAUAUGGGAGACUGCAGAUAUCAUUAAGAUAAGUGAAGAAGAGAUUUCUUUUCUUACAAAAGGUGAGAACCCAUAUGAUGAUGCUGUUGUUCAUAAACUAUUCCAUCCAAGCCUCAAGCUACUCCUAGUUACUGAAGGUGCAGAGGGUUGCAGAUAUUACACCAAGGAGUUCAGUGGUAGGGUCAAGGGAUUAAAGGUGGAUGCUGUUGACACCACUGGUGCUGGUGAUGCAUUUGUGGCUGGAAUAUUAUCACAAUUAGCUGUGGAUCUUUCAAUACUUCAGAACGAGGACGAGUUGAGAGAUUCUCUCAAGUUUGCUAAUGUAUGUGGUGCAUUGACUGUGACCGAGAGAGGUGCAAUACCAGCUUUGCCCACCAAGGAAGCUGUUCUGAAUGCCAUGCUUAAGCCCGUAUCCUAGCUUUACAGACAUACUCUCUGUAAUUAUGUUAAUCAAUGAAGAUCAAUUUUUUGUUUUUGUUUGGAGGGAAGUAUUUAAAUUCUUAGGAACUUGUGAGCUAGUGCAAUAAAUAAGAGCUGAUCGUUUCAAUAAUUUGGCAAAUGCUCAGUUCAAGCAAAAUUCUACCAAUCCAUCAUUGGGUAAUGGAGAAUCGUUCUCUAUGCAUCAAUUUAUACUAUUUGUAAACCUAGCUUCUAUAUAUUCAGUUCAUGGUUGCAUAUUGAACUUA
Glycine soja is the source of this 1632-nucleotide messenger RNA. RefSeq names its product probable fructokinase-6, chloroplastic. Gene Ontology annotation, molecular function: fructokinase activity. Gene Ontology annotation, cellular component: chloroplast stroma; cytosol. Lineage: Eukaryota; Viridiplantae; Streptophyta; Magnoliopsida; Fabales; Fabaceae. Bases 213 to 1364 code for a protein of 383 amino acids. Gene Ontology annotation, biological process: fructose metabolic process. The record is from RefSeq and is a predicted model, not a curated record. The transcript has 7 exons.